AUGGCCGUCAUCAUCGACGACGACGAACGAGAAGACAAAGACGACGUAGAAGAAUCGAUGGACCACCCAACGACAGGAAAUCGCCAAUUGGAAGAGUUAGCGCACCACUUAGAGGAGACGAAAAUCGAGAUGCAGAGAAAAGGGGAGACCUUCGUUCCCAUGCGCUCGAGCAACAACAACAACGCAAACGAGAUUGGUUUAGACGCGUUGGCACCGUCGCUGGCGAAACCAGUGUCCGCAUCUAGAGAGAUGUUUGAACGCGCGAAAGAGACGCUCGUUUUGAGCGGGAAAACGAAGAUUACGACCGUGUGUUUCAGCAACAAAAGCGGCGUGGUGGGGGUACGCGCGGAAGGGAAAAUCGAAGCGAACGAGCGCAUUUUUGAACACUCGUGGAGAGAACAACGCGCGCCGUUCGGCGGGAUGUGCAUGGUUGCGAUUGAAAAGUUAAAGUUUGAAUACAACGUGAAAGAGGUGUAUUUGGAAUUGUUAAAGGAGCGGUUUUAUAGCGACGGGCGGAAGCAAGCGGUGCCGACGAGCGCGCAGACGUUUCUGAAGUUGGCGCCGGAACAGUUCGUGAGAGGAGGAGAAGAGGAUUUGGCGAACGCGAAGUACGAUUGCAUCUCGGAUACGUAUUACGCGUUGAGAGAUAUUCAACCGGGGGAGGAAAUUUUAAUCGCGAAGAAAGACGCGCUCGCCGCGAAACCGGGAUCCGUGGCGAUUACGUGCGAUUCCGAGUCCGUGGAGAACGAACUGUUGAGUUGGCUGGUGGAAGAGGAGUGCGCGCCGUUGCGUUUGCAGCCGUCGCAAAUUCACGAUGUGGGCGUUUUUCUCGCCGCCGAUUAUUCGAAGCCAAUCGAAAUACCGGUGUCGCAACUGAGCGAGUUGUUGCAAGGUCACUUUCGAAUGGCGCAGUGCCCGCACGGAUGGUUAACGAAGGAAGCUCCCAAGAAAAGUAAGAAUGGUAGUGGCGAUUUGGAUGAAGCGAUGCGAAAUAGAAUCAGAGAACGCUUUGGGUUUACCACGGCAAAUCAGACGUUUCCAUUGCAAGGUGGGUUUCAUCGCGUCACGUUUGCGCAGUUUCUGAAUCACGACGGCGAUGACGCAAACGUCGCGAGAGAUAGGAAGAAACCAGUCGCGACGUACAAAUUUACGAAUAAUCGAAAGGUUGGCAAAAAAGGCGACGAGAUUACCAUCGACUACCGCGUGGAUUCGCCUACAGAAGACGCUCGCGAUUUACCCGCGAAUAAAGUGUAUUACAAAUGGGCGAUUGAAAAGAAAGGCGGCCCGUGGGAUGAGAUUGGUAAAGGAGCGAAGGAACGGAAAGGCGCGGUGGAUUAUUCCAAAUGGGACAACAUCGAUACGGAUUCAGAUUAG
Bathycoccus prasinos is the source of this 1374-nucleotide messenger RNA. RefSeq lists its product with no specific name. The transcript has a single exon. The record is from RefSeq and is a predicted model, not a curated record. Lineage: Eukaryota; Viridiplantae; Chlorophyta; Mamiellophyceae; Mamiellales; Bathycoccaceae. The coding region runs from base 1 to 1374 and encodes 457 amino acids.